GUAACUUAAAAUAAUUUUAUUAAUAAUUAACCCCUGCACAGCAUUUUAUAAAAAUAGGCCAUAGGUAACACACGCGGAGCUGUGCAUUGUGCAAACUAAACAGUUUAUUCGCUGGAUUAAGGUUCGGGGUUCGGAGGUCUGUCUGCCAGGACCUGGGAGCGAUCUGAACCACGGCCACCGCACCGCUCCACACUCAACAUGUCCGAGUCGGCGAGAGACACGGCAUCGUUCUUCAGUCGCGGAAACUCGGCCCAGUUCGAGCACGUGCUCGCCCUGUACCCGCAGGUGCUGCAGCUGAAGGCCCAGAGCAAGUGCAAACGUCCGGACGAUCUGAUCCAGCUCGACGACUGGUACCAGAACAAGUUGCCACAGUUGAUCCAAAAGCGCGGCAAAGAUCCGCACAUACUGCACGAGGAGUUGGUGAAAACGAUGAAGUGGAAGCAGACGCGCGGAAAGUUCUUCCCGCAGCUGUCGUACCUGAUCAAGGUAAACACCCCGCGUGCGGUGCAGGCCGAGACGAAGAAAGCGUUCCGCAAGUUGCCCAACUUGGAGCAGGCGAUCACGGCCCUGUCGAAUCUGAAGGGCGUUGGGACGACGAUGGCGUCGGCACUGCUGGCGGCUGCUGCCCCAGAAACGGCACCCUUCAUGGCGGACGAGUGUCUGAUGGCCAUCCCGGAAAUCGAGGGUAUCGACUACACGACGCGUGAGUACAUGAACUUCGUGAAACACAUCCGGACGACGACGGAUCGGCUGAACCGGGAGUGUCACCCGGUCGAGCAGGAGGGCGAAGAAGAUACGGCCAACCUCACGACGGACCACCGAUCCGGUACGAAUGCGGGGAGAAAACCAUCGUCGGCGGCAGGAAACGGAACAUCGGUGGACGAUUGCAGCGAUGGCGGGGACGAUAGCAACAACUCCUCGACCGACGGCUCGUCGUCCGGUGCGCUGCGGGCUAAGCACAAACCCGACGCUUCGGGCGCGUCGCUGAAACCGCAUGAAAAGAAAUGGUCCCCUCACCGGGUAGAGCUGGCCCUGUGGACACACUACGUUGCCAGCGAGCUACAGCCGGAACUGCUGGAAAACAUCCCCGAGGAAAGCCCCGGUCCAGUCAAUUCGCUCGAUGGCACCAGCCCGUCAGCGGUAGACAUAACAACCGCCACGACGACGUGUAGUACAAACAGUAGCAACCAUACCACCGCCGAACCGCCGAAAACCCGUCAACCUGCGGACGGUGGACGAAAGACAGCCACCAAUGGUGGUGGUCCAACGUCGGCGGAGAGCGUGCACGACGCCGAUGAGGAACCGUCCGACGAGAGCAACUGUGAAACCGAGCACGACACCAACCGGGGUGGUGGCCUCACCUCUGACGGAUCGUCCAAGUACAACAAAUUCCUCGACAGUCCUGACGGCGACUGUACAAAGUCGGAGGAAGACAGCAGAGAGCAGACCACCGGUGCUGAUGCCAGGACCGGCAACCCCACACAACUGCAGCCUGCCGAGGACAGUGUUUUGUGUUGUGAAAAUCUCGAGAAUAACAAUAAUAGUAGUAACCGAACGGACACAAGAACGGACUCAGCACCCCUGAACGACGAGGACGGAGAACAGGGCAGCUCAGAAGAUGAGCCACCAGCCAGUAAGAAACCCAAGAUUGGUUAG
Molecule: messenger RNA, 1656 nt
Organism: Anopheles bellator
Lineage: Eukaryota; Metazoa; Arthropoda; Insecta; Diptera; Culicidae
Exons: 2
Coding region: 199-1656 (485 amino acids)
Source: RefSeq, a predicted model, not a curated record